Molecule: messenger RNA, 1074 nt
Organism: Suillus paluster
Lineage: Eukaryota; Fungi; Basidiomycota; Agaricomycetes; Boletales; Suillaceae
Exons: 4
Coding region: 1-1074 (357 amino acids)
Molecular function (GO): GTP binding
Source: RefSeq, a predicted model, not a curated record
AUGCCCCAGCAAGCUACAGCUCUCACAUGUACCUUGAACAACGGAAUACAUUUUGUCACUACUCCAGAAAUCCGUCUAUCCAAAGAUCCGCGCAUCGACCAAGAGUUUGAGCUGAUUGAACACAGCAAGCUGGAGUUCACGCUUACCCUCAAAGUCCGUCGUGAUGCACACAUCAACGCCCAAUCUCAAGCUCUUGUGCCACCACCUGCGCCUCCUGUGCAACCCACGAUAUCCGCACCCAAGUCUAGGGGUGGCAUGCUCAGCUUCUUCUCAUCAUCACCUAAAAAACAACCUCGUGCGACACCCCCUCCACCUACCCCUCCUUUUAAACUCCCAGAUAAUCUCGCGCGGUACCUAAAACAAGAUGGAACCCUCGCACGUGCAUUAAUUUCCUUCAAAGAUGUAGCUGCGAGAUGUGAUACUCGACUAUUCGAGACUAGUUACCCACUAAUUGGACAGCGCAUUGAAGCUUCAGGGGGUCCAACUACUAUGGAGUUGGGAGAGAUCGUGUUACAGAUGUUUAGACUUCCACCUCUACCUGGCGUUCUGAGCAAUCAGCUUCCGCAGAGUCUUGAAGAAUGCCAUCGAGGUCUAAGACAUGUCGCCUGGCAUAAAGUCACGUACUUUGAGGGUACGCUGACGCAGAAUGGAGGAGAUUGCAUGACAUGGCGGCGUCGACGACUUCGGGUGAUCGGCGCGAACCUUGUUGCAUUUAACGAUGUCACCAAGAAGGCAACAGCUACCAUCAACCUCAAGAAAGCCAUUGCGGUCGAAGAUAACCAAGAUACACGUACGAGCGCUGUCAGUCCAGGAGCUCGGUCCGUAGAUGAUUAUGACGGGAUGUUCGCGGUUGAGCGUUCCUUCCGUCUCAUAUUUCCCGGAAAUCAGGAAAUAUUUUUCUUUGCGGACACGGAUGACGAGAAGGCGAAGUGGCUUGAUGUAUUCCGUGCGCUCGUCGGUCACAUCCCGCCGAAUCCCUUAUGGGCAGAAUUAAUAUGGCAACGACAGCAAGAGAUGGCGAACCAAGCCCCUACGCAGAUGUCUUCUCCGAAGCCAUUGAAAAGCCCCCGAUAG